ACUUUGAUUGAGGCACUGGAUACGAAACACAGGGCUUAAAAUUUAAUGAUAAGAAGAUCGAUUAGUUAGCCGUAUGACGUUACAACAACAACAUUUAACAUGUAAGCCAAUGUGAAUACAUGCCAACGUCAUUAUCAGAAGGGGAGAAAUGUUGUGACUGUAAUGAGUGCUUAUCUACAGCUGGAUAUCUAAAAUGUUCAGCAGUGCUCGUGCGACACCUGAAAUUGGGACUAGGAGACUGCUCAAAGGUGGCAGUACAAAGUUUCUGUUGCCUGAAACAUCAGACAAACUGCAAUUCAAGAAAAAUGUUUUGAUUGGUUAUAGCGAUGUGUCAGUGGCUGGAAGUCGAGCCCUGCUUGGCCUCAAUAUGCGAGUAGAAUAUGAAGUUCUUCCCGUUCCACAGAUGAGUGGUUGUACCCCCUUGUGUGAGAGGUCAGAAGCCCCUGGGGUUAAGGAGCAGCACUUUCAGCCCCUACAGGUUCUACAGUGCAAAUAUGAGGAGUAUUCCUGUGUGAUUAUAAACACCAUUGUGCCGGCAGACAAGUGCCAACAUGUGGCCAACAAAAUCAUAGAUCUGUGUAUCGAAAGCAAGGUGAAGAAGGUGAUUUUGUUGACGACUCUGAAACUUGAUAAGAUACCAGACCACCAGCUGAAACCUUUGUAUGAAAGUACCUUCAACACGAAACCAGUCACAUCCAAACCAGCCCUACCACCAGAUACCAAGAUUUGUGAUCCCCUGUUAAGCACCCUUAUCCAGAUGAUACAGAUAGAGGCAAUCCCCUGUAACUGUCUUACUGUACCAGGCCACAGAGCAAUGGCGGGGAAAGCCAAUAUAUAUGAUGAGUCACAACAGGCAAUUUUGACAUUCCACAAAGUCUUGAAGAAAUGGUCACAUCUAGACUUCAGUGAUGAUAUAAGCCUGUCUUUAGUAUACAACAGUUUAGAAGUAGAAGACCAGUCAGCAAUGUCAACACUCAUGUACGGUUGAUUCAAGAUUGGAAAGCUUAAUAUUUAAUUGCAGAUAACUUGGAUCAUCAUAAAUUAAACUCACUUCAAAUUACUCUGUCUUUCAAAAAGAUUGAUAAUUUAGUUCCUAAUUUAAUGUCAUUGAUUAUGGAACCUUUAACUUAUGGUUCAGAUGUGUCACAUUUUUCAAUGCAUUAGUUUUUUAUUACGCUGUCGUCCAUCUGUCAUCUUUUCAGUUAAAAUAACUACUUGUCCAGAACUGCUGAUUGAAUUUUGACAAAAUUUGUUCUGGGGACCAAUUCAAGUUAUGUAUCAGGUUUCAUCUUAGUUUAAUAAUGUUUUUAAAGUGAAAUUUUGAAAUAAAGUA
This is a messenger RNA of Mizuhopecten yessoensis (Yesso scallop), 1333 nucleotides long. RefSeq lists its product as uncharacterized. NCBI's taxonomy places the organism in Eukaryota, Metazoa, Mollusca, Bivalvia, Pectinida, Pectinidae. The transcript has 9 exons. The record is from RefSeq and is a predicted model, not a curated record. The coding region runs from base 194 to 988 and encodes 264 amino acids.